Messenger RNA from Branchiostoma belcheri (Belcher's lancelet), 2296 nucleotides. RefSeq lists its product as uncharacterized. The record is from RefSeq and is a predicted model, not a curated record. Lineage: Eukaryota; Metazoa; Chordata; Leptocardii; Amphioxiformes; Branchiostomatidae. The coding region runs from base 43 to 585 and encodes 180 amino acids. The transcript has 2 exons.
GAAUCUUUCAUGGUCCUUGCAUCACAUAUCUAAUAAUAAACGAUGUACUACUUUAUAUCUUUACAGAUCGAGGAAGCGGCUGGCAACAUGUUGAUGUUGUCUGGCCCUUUAAUCGACGUCUACCUGACCAAGCUUGGCGAGGAAGUGGCGUCACGACUCCGCCGGAAUAACAGCACGGGCCUGGCCACCUUUGCUGACUUCAUCCCGUCACAGGCGUUCACGCCUAUCAUGUACCUGAUCCAGCGAUAUGGUGGUCAGGUCAGCCACUUCCAGGGCCGGGGGCCAUACGGGAAGGUGGAGAUAAAGAUCACCAGCCUCGAAGUCCUGGAGGCAGUCCUCAGCGGAGAGCGUUCGGACGGGCGAAACUACUUCAUGAGGCAACACUUCGACAGGGAACGCACACCAGACAAGAAAGUCAUCAGCCACUACCGGGGGGUGACGGAAGUGCUGGUGAACGAAGCCCUCCCCUUCACCAUGCAGUACAGCAGCAGCAGGCACAAAGUGAAGGUCUCAUUCUACAGGCAGAAGUAUGACCGAAACGGCAUGGUGGAGAACAGUGUUCUGCAGGCAGCAGGCAGCUCUUGACAAAUGAAACAUGAUUCUCACUGAUUAUGCAUGUCAAAUGAGAAGGAUCAGAAAGGUUUUGAAUAAAGUACUCCGUUCUUGUGAUCAAAUAUGACGUGCUUGUAUUCUUUGUGUCUAAACAAACUUGCACUGACCAAUAAUGAAAUAGGAUUUGACAAAAAAUGUUUUUACCAAUUGAAAAAUAAAAUUCAUAUCAAGUACAAAUAGUUCCAACCUGGUACAAAAACGAAUAACUCUGCAAGUACUUUUUGAUGGUUGCAUUUAUUGGAUUUGAGCACAAUUACAAUCCAUACAUAAUGAGUCACAUGUUUAUGUAUAACAAGUGUAGCACAAAAUUCAACAUAGCAUAGAAUUCACAUGUAAUCUUUGUUCAUAUUAUUUCAUUAUCUCUAUGUUUAACUAUUUGAUUGUCUAUGUCCUUUGUAACUUGUUCUGUUGGGCUACCUUGUAAAUCAGUUGUCCUAAACUGAAGGUACCACCCAACAGUUUUUAAGAUCAAUAAAUAAAUAAAUGAAUUCACAUAUGCAUUUUGCUCAAUCAAUAUAUACAAGUAUAAGUCCGACAUCAAACAAGCUAACUGCAUAAUAGAACAGGCAAUAUCAGGCAAUAACCUGUUUCACUAAAUGUAAUAUACAGCAGGAUCCCACAUUUCUGCUCAUUCUGACCCACAUAUCAGGUGAUACUCUUGUAGCAGACAGGUCAGCUUAAUACACUGCUUGACACAAACCAAUCGCCACAAUUUUCUUAAUUGGCAAAAGCCUAACUUAGUCGCACUAUGUAGCAUUGGGAGAUGCCUACUGCAAUCUCCGACAGUGUCGUUUUGGGCCAAAACACACCACAUGUUCAGAAAGAACAAGAACAUCUAGGAGAAUCUUAGUCUCCAUCAAGACAUCUCACUUCACAUGAAGUGAACAUACUUGUCAGUACAUAGACCCACAUCUGGGACACCUGCUGUAGUACAGACAGGCAAUUGGCGUGUGAAAUGUACAGUUUACCUAAGUUGGUGACACGACACUGUCAAAAUCAUUCAACGUCACGGGUCCCACCCAACCAGUCACCGUGGUUCAAGGUCUCGGUUCCCUCUCUGGAACUUACGCACGAUGACGUGUAUAAAUGCAAUUCAUGGAUGUGGCUGCGACUAAGUUGAUCAUUUUGAGAUUACCAAUCUGGAUAUACUCUGUCUGCUACAACGUACACCUUUCACAUGACUCUAUAAAUUUACAGAAUUGAAGGAAAACUGAAUGCUUACUUAGCAUCACCAUAUAGAUACAGUGAGCAUACAUACAUUGUACAUGCCAACAAUUUUUACGAUGAUCCUUGUGACUCACUUAACAGUUGGCAUCUGAGUGUAUUGUAUAAGAUAUAGCCUUUUGAAAAUACCUACAGCACCAACUGCCCUAGUUGGAUACAGGGAUAUUUCUAAAUUGGAAGAAAUACAGAAUUCUCAAACCUUUAACAGUGAACUGAUAUGACUGUAUGAUAACAGUACGACUAACAUGACUGCAUGAUAACAGUACGACUAACAUGACUGUAUGAUAACAGUACGACUAACAUGACUGUAUGAUAACAGUACGACUAACAUGACUGUAUGAUAACAGUACGACUAACAUGACUGUAUGAUAAGAGUACGACUAACAUGACAUAUGAUAACAGUACGACUAACAUGACUGUAUGAUAACAGUACGACUAACAUGACUGCAUGAUAACAGUA